Cephus cinctus (wheat stem sawfly) is the source of this 1638-nucleotide messenger RNA. It is a transcript of the gene Xbp1, whose product is annotated as X-box-binding protein 1. Gene Ontology annotation, molecular function: RNA polymerase II transcription regulatory region sequence-specific DNA binding; DNA-binding transcription factor activity, RNA polymerase II-specific. NCBI's taxonomy places the organism in Eukaryota, Metazoa, Arthropoda, Insecta, Hymenoptera, Cephidae. Gene Ontology annotation, cellular component: nucleus. The transcript is spliced from 4 exons. The record is from RefSeq and is a predicted model, not a curated record. Bases 411 to 1298 code for a protein of 295 amino acids.
CAGAUAAGAUUGGGUCUGAAUCCCUGCUUUCGAGAACAUAGGGAAAUUUAACGAAUAAAAUAAAAUGAUCUUUGAACUCUUAAAAAAUAUAUAACCAAAAUAUUUCACUGAUACCCUCUAUGUUUCGUAGCGUAAAAAUUCCACGAACGCAAGCUACGCGUGUCUCUUUUUUGUGUAAACAUUCGUAGAAGUGACACCGAGAAAGUAUGAGCGAAUUCUAUCACGGAUAGCUGUGUAGCUGAACUUCCGAGUUUCAUCAGUUUGUGGGAGUUGCAUCAGUCGGUAGGCGUCAGUAGGCGUCCUAUGAGCGAUAUACACCGGUAGUUCAGUUCAGUUGACAUCAGAAAUUUGAGGUGUGGGACGUGGCACUUGGAUUAUUUCAAAACAGAAGAUAAUUUUCAUGGCAGAGCAUGAGCGGCUUGAAAAGUGUUAUAAUUACUUUGCCUAAAGGGCUAGCGAAGAGCGUUAAUCCAAAGUUGAACUUUACCACGUCGAUACUGGCAAAUAAGACCAAAAUGGACAUCAGGAAUGUUCCACAACAUAUGGACGAAGACUCCACGGACUCUUCGCUCUUCAAGAGUGAUGUUUGUCUUCGUGGAAAGAAACGACGACUGGACCACCUCACCUGGGAAGAGAAAUUACAGAGAAAGAAGUUGAAGAAUCGUGUUGCUGCACAAACAUCACGUGACCGUAAGAAAGCAAAACUAGAUGAAUUGGAAGAGUCAGUAAGAAUACUUCAAGAACGAAAUGAACAAUUGUCGAGAGAAUGUUCAGUAUUGAGGAGCACCAAUGAAAGUUUAAUGGUAGAGAACAGAAAACUUAGGAGAAACAAGAGUUCUGAAGUUGAGCAACCAGUCUGUUCAGCAUGUCAGGCUCGUGUCGGCUGUGCUACACCUACAUCGGGAUCUGCAGAAUCCCCCAGAAACCCUCUGCCGCAGGGUGGGGUAGCACAGCCGGCACAGAGCCUGGCGAAGCUGUCAGCGAUAGGAAGCUUGACACCAGCAGCCAGCGCUCUCCUGAGGAUUCUAACCCUCUACCUCCUCUCGAAGAACUCUUUGCUGAACUCCAAGGAGACGAUUACAUCGACCGACUUGAGGAGCUUGCUGAAAGUCUUCUGCGAGAAGUUACCGCUGAAGUGGAAGCAAAUACUUCUAGAUCAAACGACGAAGCUCCGCUCGCGGAAGAUACCAGCACCAAACGUGACGAUACGUCAGGAAUGGUGGGGACGACAUCAGAAGAUGUGGAAGCCAAUGGAACCGAUGGAGUCGCGGGCGGGGUCACCGGUUCCAGUGUGCUAAUCUCCACUGAACCAUUCGUUCCAGUUCAGCUUAAACAAGAGAGUCCGGACACGAUAUACGGCAGUUACGACGAAGCUACCAAUUGCAUCACAAUAAUAUGUUCCGACGAGGAAGAUGUAGGUCUUCACGAAGAAAUCGUAACAGAGGAAACCUUUGCGGACGAAUCCAUAGAAUCCAAAGUUCAUCUGUCGCCUGACACGUGUACUGAGUACACCAUGUCACCGCAAUCUGUCAAGUCAGAGGAUACAGGAUUUGCUAGAAAAAUGGACUGUGGUCUGUCAGAUUGCGGCUAUGAGUCUCACGAGGCGCCCAGCCCAGAAGCUCCGGCGCUUACAGAUUU